Molecule: messenger RNA, 1372 nt
Organism: Belonocnema kinseyi
Lineage: Eukaryota; Metazoa; Arthropoda; Insecta; Hymenoptera; Cynipidae
Product: 3'(2'),5'-bisphosphate nucleotidase 1
Exons: 6
Coding region: 278-1303 (341 amino acids)
Biological process (GO): phosphatidylinositol phosphate biosynthetic process
Molecular function (GO): 3'(2'),5'-bisphosphate nucleotidase activity
Source: RefSeq, a predicted model, not a curated record
AAACGCGUCUGAACCUAGCCUGACCUUUUUUUCCGGUACAGUUGUUGAAUUGAGAACAGGGCAUCAAUAUUUACAAUUUACAGCUGAUUGUUAGGGACGUGGUUAAAAAAUGUGUUCUUUAUCUCUUUGAUCUAAUUUGAGACUUUAGUAUUUUACAAGUCUCUCAUUUCCAAGUUAAAAAUAAAAGUUCUAUAAAGAAACUUCCUCUGCCCGCAAUUUUCAGGAGGAAUUAAAAAUAUCAUUAUAAAAAAUAAAAGACAUAAAAAAAGGAAUAAAGAUGGCGCAAAGUGCUUCACUUCUAGCAAGACUCGUAGCUUCUUCCGUAACAGCUGCCAACAGAGCGGGGAAAAUUAUUCGCGAUGUAAUGAGUCAAGGAGAAUUGAAUAUCGUCGACAAAGGAAAAAAUGAUUUGCAAACUGAAGCUGAUCGUUCUGCCCAAAGAUGUAUUCUUGCUUCUCUCAAUCAACAAUUUCCUGGCGUCACAAUUAUUGGAGAGGAAGGUUCUUCCAAUUGUGAAGUUCCAUCCGACUGGAUUGUCACUGACAUGAAUCAAGAAGUUCUCAAACUCGAUAUUCCGGAUCAUCUCAAAAAUGUUGAGGAAAAAAGCCUAUGUGUUUGGGUCGAUCCUCUUGAUGGAACUUCUGAAUACACACAAGGACUCGUGGAGCAUGUUACAGUUUUAGUGGGUGUAGCAAUUGGAAAAAAAGCAGUCGCUGGAGUUAUUCAUCAACCGUAUUAUAAAAAUACUGAAAAUGGAACGCUAGGUAGAACAAUUUGGGGAAUUGAUGGAAUUGGCGUCGGAGGAUUCAAAUCAAGUCCACCUCCUAGUGGAAAGCGAAUUCUUACCACAACUCGAUCACAUUGCGACAGUACCGUGGAAGCUGCUCUAAAUGCUUUAGAAGCAACAGAAAUUUUACGAGUUGGAGGCGCUGGACACAAGGUAAUGUUACUUUUGGAGGGAAAGGCACACGCCUACGUAUUUGCGAGCAAAGGAUGUAAAAGAUGGGAUACUUGUGCACCAGAAGCGAUUCUUCAUGCUAUUGGAGGCAAACUUACAGAUCUUCAUGGGCAGACUUACUCUUAUAAUUCCGAAACAAGUUUCCCGAAUAUUGGUGGAGUUUUGGCGACUGCACCUGGGGAAGAUCAUCGUUGGUACCUGACUCGCAUUCCAGAGGAAGUAAAGCAGAGAACACUACUUCGACCCAAGUCGCCGAUCAAUAUCUCUAGCAAUCGCCCUAAACGAACAGCUUCAAAAAAUCAACAUGUGUCACAGAUUAACCUUCAAAGUGCAUACUGGGUAUAAGAUACCCAGCGACUUAUUUUCGCUUUAGUAAAACGUACCAAAUUCAAGAAAAUGGAAGAUAUGGCGCCU